Molecule: messenger RNA, 601 nt
Organism: Eupeodes corollae
Lineage: Eukaryota; Metazoa; Arthropoda; Insecta; Diptera; Syrphidae
Gene: LSm1
Product: U6 snRNA-associated Sm-like protein LSm1
Exons: 3
Coding region: 151-564 (137 amino acids)
Biological process (GO): deadenylation-dependent decapping of nuclear-transcribed mRNA
Cellular component (GO): Lsm1-7-Pat1 complex; P-body
Molecular function (GO): RNA cap binding
Source: RefSeq, a predicted model, not a curated record
CAUCUGACAUUUAAAAUGUUUUGCCGAAAGCAAAACUAAAACUGCAUAUUUUUCGGUUUAUAAUUUUGCCAUGCAAUAACAAAGAAUCAAAUACAUUUGUUUAUUAUAAAUUUAAUCAAUUUCAAUUCAAAUUUAUUACGACCACAAACAAUGGAUGACCUAAAUCCUCUCGCUGGAACUGCCCAUUUGCUUGAAGAAGUCGAUAAAAAACUAAUGGUACUCCUUAGAGAUGGACGAACCCUCAUUGGCUACCUUCGGUCAGUGGAUCAAUUUGCCAACUUAGUCUUACACAGAACAAUCGAAAGAAUUCAUGUUGGAAAUGAAUACGGCGAUAUACCAAGAGGUGUCUUCCUUAUUCGCGGAGAAAAUGUAGUUCUUUUGGGUGAAAUUGAUCGAGAAAAAGAAUCUAAUUUGCCAUUGAAAGAAAUAUCAGUGGAAGAAAUACUCGAUGCGCAACGCCGAGAACAAGAACAACGACAGGAGAAACACAGAUUGAUAUCGAAGGCAUUGAAAGAAAGAGGUUUGGCUGUGAAUUCUGAUAUUAUAAAUGAAGAUUGCUUUUAAUAAAUAAUAAAAUAAAUAUACAAAAACCUUCUUAGAA